AUGGUGUCGAAUGGUUGUGUAGAAGCGACAACAUUUAAGGUACGCUAUGGAAGUGAUGUACGUAAAAUGCCCAUUCAUCAUAGUGACGACAUGUCGUACAACGAUCUUGUUUUAAUGAUGCAGAGAAUAUUCAAGAUAGAUAGCUCAGCUAACAUAUCAUUAAAAUAUAAAGACGAAGAUGGCGAUUAUAUAACGUUGGCAGAUGAUACUGAUUUAUUAUUGGCGCUUCAGACCGAGAAAAAACUUUCCAUUAUUGUUUUGUGUGACGAUAAUGAUUGUGAAGAAAUAAGAAGACUAGAGACUCAAUUAGAAUCAGUGCGAGACACUGCAAUGUCUCUUUUGGAAAUGCUAAAGACGGUUAAUGUUGGCACUACGUUGAAGAAAUAUGAGAGUAAUAAAGAAUGUAUUACUAAUACUUCAGCAAAAACUUCCGAAUCGGUUGCAACAAUACAACCUUCGGUUCAUGAGCAGGUGAAUAAUUUGGCAUCGAAUCAUGGCACCACUUUCUUGGGGAAAAUUGACUCAACUGUUAAAGACGGGCCGCAGAAGAAACAAUUAGAUGUUUCUUCUACACACUCACAUACGCCCGUUGAUGUACUCAAUUAUUCAAAGUCAUUGGGGCAUUCUACCCCUUUAAAAGAAGGCACACAUAGUGAACUAAAUACUGAAAUUGAUAUAACAUCCAGCACUCAUCUUACCGCAUCAUCAUUUCCACAUCAUCAAGAUGCAGGAGAUCGUACGCUGUCCGCACCGGUAUCAAAUUCGUUGACUCCCCAACCAGUUGCAACUUCUCAUUUUGUACCACCUCCGGUUGCAGGCUUACCACAUAUGGGCCACAUACCAUUGCAGUCACAACCGCAGACGCCAAACGCAAUGAAUGUCUUCGGCCAUGAACAGUUAAAUGCACCACUAUCAACUCCACAAUCUGAGUAUCGCUUUGGCAUACCUGCUGGGAAUCAAAAUGUACCACCAUUCGGUGUUUCGGUUUCUCAAAUGCAGCAGCAUCAGGUUCAGCAGCAUCCAUCGAUGGCUCACUCCUCUUUUGGCAUUAUGCCUGGUAAUACAAAUGUACCCCAGCAUCAGCAGAUACCAUCCCACCCUCCUUCAAGUAAUGUACCGGGUUUGCAACCCACAUCAGCAAUAUCAGCUUCUGGCGUACCACCUACUUCAUUCGGUACGCAACUGUCAAUGGCGUGCGGAAUGAUGCAGUCUCAAACUCCACCCCAGCAAUUGGUCUAUUCAACGAAUUCUGCAACUGUUCAAAAUUUUCAUCCAGUGACAGUCAGACCAGUCCCUCAAUCGGGCUUACCCCCGGCUUCCAUAGCUCCUCCGUUAUCUUCAGUUGCAGCUACUUGUAAUUUUGAUCGUCAUUCAACACCUACAUCUACGACGCAUCCACCUGCUGGCCCACCACCAACAAUGCCAUUCGGCGCACCAGGUGCUCCGAAUCCAUUUGCUCGUGGCACGCAGCCUUCUCAUCACAUGCGUUUCCCAUUGCAGCCAUCCGGAUAUUGA
Molecule: messenger RNA, 1515 nt
Organism: Thelazia callipaeda (thelaziosis nematode)
Lineage: Eukaryota; Metazoa; Nematoda; Chromadorea; Rhabditida; Thelaziidae
Source: the annotation of a GenBank genome assembly